GAUUGCUUUUAAUUCAUACCAAUUUCAUGAAAAUUCAACAUCGAUUAGCCUGAAAGGACUAACCUCAAAAUCUCGUCGACCUAACGUUCAAGGAAACGACUUGGAGACUUAUGAAAAGUUUCGUCAGAUACGUUCAGGACAUUUUUGGUCAUUAAACUUGAAAACGGUUUUCAUUAGUUUUUGAUUAACCUCAGUCGUUUCAUUUGGAUCAAUUGUAUUUAUAAGAGAAGAUAAAAUUAAAUAUUGUGUAUAUGGAUAUAUACCGUACUGAGUGGAUAUAUAAAAACGAGAAAUGAUCAAGAGAAGGACCAAUACGAUUUAACAGAAAGUGAACAGGAAAGGGGCAAGAAAGUGGCGGAGUGGGGAGAACGCAUAAAAGACAGUCGAACACACUCCUGUGGAAGCACUUGGUAGCUGACUAGUCCUUACAAAGUAGUGUCGUGAAAACAAUAAAAUAUUCCGUGUUUAGGUCAAAGUAUAAUAGAGAUAGAGAGGGGAGGAUAUACAGGAUAUCCAAUAACACCUGCGAUCAGAACGCAAAAUGUUGCGUGUGAUCCUCCUGGUGGUCGCGGCUAUUCUGGUCGUAGGAUUUCCUUCAGAUGAAUCUUCUUCAACCACAGAGUCGCCAGAGCAAACAAGGCUUAAGGAUGCCAAGAAACUAUUGAAUAAGAUUAAUAAGGAGUCUGGAUUGUGGAACAAUAAGGUCACAAUAGCUUCCUGGAAUUAUGCGUCGAAUUUGACCAAAGAAAAUCUUGCGACUAAGGUAAACGUGUCGCUACAAUCUGCUGACUACGUGAAAAAGAUGUGGCGGCAGGUUGCAGAAUAUCCUUGGCAGAAUCUGUCAGAUCCUGAUCUUAGGAGACAGUUCCAGAAACUUAGUGUACCUGGAUUGGCGGUUUUGCCAGAUGCGGCGUACGAGGAACAUCAAAACAUCGUCAGCAGCAUGGAAAAUACUUACAGUACUGCAAAGAUUUGUGAAUAUAAAAAUCCAAAUAAUUGUGAUCUUGCACUUGAACCAGAAAUUACGGAGCUUCUGGCGAAUAGUCAAGAUCCGGAACAACUCAAGUACCUUUGGGUAGAAUGGAGGAAGGCUUCCGGUGAAAAAGUCAAAUCGCUAUACCCCAGAUAUGUGGAACUGAGUAACACUGCUGCUCAAUUGAAUAAUCUGUCCAAUUAUGCUCAAUAUUGGUUGAAGGAUUAUGAAGCUGAUGACUUUCCAGAACAAGUUGAUGCUCUCUGGCAGCAACUGAAGCCUCUUUACUUGCAACUACAUGCUUAUGUAAGACGACAACUCAGAGAAAAAUAUGGCCCAGAAAUUGUAUCUGAGGACGGGCCCAUACCGGCUCAUCUUUUAGGAAAUAUGUGGGCCCAAGAGUGGGGAAGUGUCAGUAAAAUUUCAGUUCCAUUUCCGGGAAAGCAGAUCCCGGACGUCACUGCAAGAAUGGUAGAGCAAGGAUACAACGCCACAAGGAUUUUCCGUCUCGCUGAAGAAUUUUUUGUCUCCUUAAACCUAACCAGAAUGCCAGAUCUCUUCUGGAAGAAUUCAAUUUUAGAGAAACCUAAUGAUCGUGAGAUAGUCUGUCACGCAAGUGCUUGGGACUUUUAUGAUGGCAAGGAUUUCAGAAUCAAACAGUGCACCAGAGUUACUAUGGAUCAUCUCCUGACAGCUCAUCACGAGAUGGGACACAUCGAAUAUUAUUUGCAGUACAAGGAUCAGCCAAUAGUUUAUAGAGAAGGUGCUAAUCCGGGAUUCCACGAGGCUAUAGGUGACGUUAUGGCGCUGAGUGCUUCAACACCAGGACACUUUAAGAAAAUAGGAUUGCUGGAUGAUGAUUCAGUGGAUACUGAAGCAAUCAUUAAUAAUUUGUAUGUUAAGGGACUAGAAAAAAUAGCCUUCCUACCAUUUGCUUAUGCAAUGGAUCGUUGGCGCUGGAGUGUUUUCCAAGGAAAGAUAAAAUCUGACGAAUACAACUGCAGAUGGUGGGAUAUUGCAGAGGAGUAUCAAGGUAUAGAACCACCAGUUGAUAGAUCUGAAGAAGACUUUGAUCCUGGAGCAAAAUACCACAUAGUAGCUGAUGUCGAAUACAUUAGAUAUUAUGUCAGCUUUGUUAUACAGUUCCAAUUUCACAAAGCUCUUUGCGAAAGAGCUGGACAAUAUGAUCCGCAGAAUCCAAAACUCAAGCCACUGCAUCAAUGUGAUAUUUAUCAAAGUAAAGAUGCUGGUGCACUUCUUGGAUCUAUGCUCCAAUUGGGCUCUUCAAAACCAUGGCAGGAUGCCAUGGAGCUUAUCUCAGGUCAAAGGGUAAUGGAUGCCAGUGGCCUUUUGGAGUACUUUAACCCAUUGAUAGAAUGGCUCACAGCUGAGAACCAGAAGACUAACGAAUACAUUGGUUGGAAACCAACUACAAAACGUUGUGUCAAGACCCGAGCUGAAUUAAUAAAGUCCAAUAAAACGAAUUCUGACUGUAAAUGAUUGAGUCUCAAGGAAACUUAAUCGAAGCAAUUGAAUGAUUUUUAUGUGCAAUGC
Cephus cinctus (wheat stem sawfly) is the source of this 2527-nucleotide messenger RNA. RefSeq names its product angiotensin-converting enzyme. The record is from RefSeq and is a predicted model, not a curated record. Lineage: Eukaryota; Metazoa; Arthropoda; Insecta; Hymenoptera; Cephidae. Gene Ontology annotation, cellular component: plasma membrane. Gene Ontology annotation, molecular function: peptidyl-dipeptidase activity; metallopeptidase activity. The transcript is spliced from 10 exons. The coding region runs from base 542 to 2473 and encodes 643 amino acids. Gene Ontology annotation, biological process: proteolysis.